Molecule: messenger RNA, 4413 nt
Organism: Xiphophorus hellerii (green swordtail)
Lineage: Eukaryota; Metazoa; Chordata; Actinopteri; Cyprinodontiformes; Poeciliidae
Gene: fbxo30a
Product: F-box protein 30a
Exons: 3
Coding region: 255-2378 (707 amino acids)
Molecular function (GO): protein binding; ubiquitin protein ligase activity; zinc ion binding
Source: RefSeq, a predicted model, not a curated record
UUCCAAACCAGAAUCAACAGUCGGAGAGAACCAAAGGACCCACACCAACUCAACCAGCUGCGGACAAUUCACAAGAUUUGAAGUUGUUAACUACUUUAAGUUGUCUAUAUGUAGGUAUACUUUCCGGCUCUUUGAAAUCAACGAACCGAAUUUAAAGAGAACAAUAUUAGCAUAAAUAAGACUUCAGGGACUUCGGUAACUCAGGGUUCAGCUUUUGAACACACUCCCCCACUGCAGGCAGGAACAACUUUAAAAUGGAGAACCUGCAUCCGCACUGCCUUAAAUGCAUCAACAGACGGUGCAUGGCCAAACCAGAGCCGGGUGUCUCCUGCAAUCUGGUUGGCUGUCCUCUUGUCUGCGGGGCCGUUUUUCACUCCUGCAAGCUGGAUGAACAUCGUCUCCUGUGUCCCUACGAAAGACUGCCUUGCCUAAACAGCGGCUUUGGCUGCCCCUUCACCAUCAAGAGAAUCAAAAUGGCGCAGCAUCUGGAGACAUGCCCUGCCAGCAUAGUUUGUUGCACAAUGGAGUGGAACCGGUGGCCUGUGAGCUACGCCGAUCACAAGUCCUACGAGAACCUGAGCAAAGACUUUGACGAGGUGGAGCAGCUGGACAUGGCUUUAGCUCUUCAGGAUCAGAGGAUGCUAUUGGAGUCGCUGAAAGUUACGACCAAUGUGUCAAAGAACGGAGAAAAGGGAGCAGGCUAUGGUGAGGAAAUGGCGUCGGUGUUGGGCAGUGAAACAGUAGAAAUGGAGGAAGAACCUUACAACAACUUGUACAGAUCUUCAGGGGAGGCGACCAGGAGCUUAGCUGCUGCGCUGGACAUCCUCACUAAUUCCAACAACAUUGGCAAAAUCAUCGAAAAUAUAAAUGGAGAUAAGAAUGGAUUGACCCAAAAUGGGGAAAGCAGUCUUGUUGCUGAAGGCGGGAGGAACGUAGAAAUGCUUGAUAGUGACAGUGAUUCAGAGUGUGAGCUGGGGGCUGUGGGUGGAGUCGAUUGCGCCGUAGAAACAGAUGGAGAUGACGAUGCUGCUAACUGGUCUGAAGAAAGGAACUUUGUGGAAUUGCAUUUUGAGAAAAAAGAUGUCGUCAUCGACGAACCAAAUCAAAACGGUGACCUUGUCUGGCCUCGCAUCCCUCAGGACUACAUACCCCUCGUAGCACCAGAGCCGCCCACGCACCAGCUGGUCCCGCUCACACCGCCAUUCCUGGUGUCGGAUCAAGUGAGAAGGAGCUUCUGCAGGUAUCGGUGUUGGAAGCAGAACUUAGAAGUGCUCAGCAUGUUUACAUAUAACGUCCCCCAGGCCCUAAUCAACCCUUAUUUGUUUCGAGCAAAAAUGGAGGACAAAGCGGUGGACACGUCUGACCUGGAGGUAGAGGAGGACCCGAUGGGGCUCCACGGCAUUGACCUCAUCACUGCAGCGUUGCUGUUUUGCCUCGGGGAUUCCCCGGGAGGCCGGGGGAUCUCCGACAGCAGGUUUGUCGACGGCUACCACAUUGACUUUGGCACUCAGACAUUCUCCUUCCCUUCCGCCAUCCUCGCCACGAACACCAUGGUGGGCGACAUCGCCUCGGCCUCGGCCUGCGACCACGCCAGUCCGCAGCUUUCCAACCCCAGCCCUUUCCACACGCUGCGGCUAGAACUGGUGCUCGAAUGCGUCGCGCGGUACCAAACUAAACAGCGCUCCAUGUUCACGUUUGUGUGCGGGCAGCUUUUCCGACGCGACGAGUUUUCGUCUCACUUCAAGAACGUCCAUGGGGACAUCCACGCCGGACUCAACGGCUGGAUGGAGCAGCGUUGCCCCUUGGCGUACUACGGCUGCACUUACUCCCAGAGGCGCUUCUGUCCGUCCGUGCAGGGCUUUCGGAUCAUCCACGACAGACACCUGGGUUCCUUUGGGGUGCAGCCCGGAUUGCCUUUAAAAACCGGAGACGGCCACUCAAGAAAGCCCCACCACAUCGACGCUCAGUACGAUCAGUUUAGCAGUCUUCCUUUUGAGGUGUUGCAGCACAUAGCGAGCUUUCUCGACAGUUUCAGUCUGUGCCAGCUGUCCAGAGUGUCUCGCACCAUGAGGAACGUGUGCGCCAGUCUGCUUCAGAUGCGUGGCAUGGUCGUCCUGCUAUGGGAGAAGAAGCGGCGCGACGACGGGUCUCCUUCGUGGCAAAUAACGCACAAGGUGUGGCGCUUCAGCACGGCCUUCGGCACGGUGAAUGAGUGGAAGUUCGCCGACAUCACCAGCAUGGCUGACCACCUGAAGAAGUGCAAGUUCAACACGAUCGCCCGCCGGGAGGAAGCCAUCCCUCUGCCGUGCAUGUGCUUCACCAGGGAGCUCACGAAAGAGGGAAGAUGUUUACGAUCGGUUCUCAAACCUGUAGCGUGAACACUGACAACAUUUUUUUGACACCUCUUUUUUAUUUUUUUUAACUGACCAAGAAAACUUUGAUCUACUUGUACUUUCUUCAGCGUUUACAGACAUUUACUCUCUUCACGCUUCGAAACUGCAACUCCGCUUGGAACAGUGUCAAUUUCAGGUUAUUCUUUGUUUCACUUUAAUUUACAGGAGACUAUGUCAGCAAGGUGUUGUGGUUCAGCUGAGGUCGCAUUGAAAUUCAAACGACUUUCUCCAUAGCAACUCAAAUGGUUCCACUAAAACGUAUAUCAGCUCCGUUUUAAAUAGAGAUUAGAUUUUUACUGAAAUAUAACGUUGCGAUAAUCAAUAUCUAUUAUGAUUUACCUAAAUUUUCCCCACUACUUUCUUUCUUUUUCAUCAUCAGAAGGAUCUAGAUCAGGGAAAGACGAAGAAUAGUGAAAGUUCACCUUGGCAAAAUAUACAAGAUUAUUCCUAUUUUUGGAUCAAAACAAAUGCCUACAACCUAUAUAUAUAUAUAUAUAUAUAUAUAUGUUUUGCUAAACCAUUCUAUAUAAUGAAUGGUUUUUUUAAUUUAAUGACUUAAAAUCAAAUACUACUUAACGUCUGACAGAUUUAAUCUUAGUGAGUCGUCAUCACUGCUUUUAGUCGGUUAAAACUUUUUUUCACAGCUUUAUUAGAACAUAUUGAAACUGACCAAACACCUGAGCAGAAGUUGGAUGUUUCACAGGAUCCUUCUGCUUUCAGGUCACCAUCGUUGGCGUCGACAUUGCCGUGUGUUUUGUCUUCAUUUCUACUUUUCAUUUCUGAGUAAUUAUCCGGCUUAUUCAGGGUGAAACGAGAAACACUAUUCUCCAGUCUGUUUGGCCAAACGUUACCAGCAGAUUUACUUUAUUUUUUUUGUGGGUUCUUUGCUCCAAAAAUCUAGAUGGCGCAACGAGAUGAUUAUGAAUGUACUUGGUGAAAACAUAAGUGACAUAGAACCCUGCUGGCCAGGUUUUAGGAAGCAUACCUGACGAUUUUGAACAUCACUACUUCUUUUCAUCUUUCAUUUUGAUGUGUUGAAUGCAUUUGCCAUUACCUGCCAGGUGGGUAAAAAUGGAUGGCGUCUCAGGGUUUUAGGAUGUUUUUGUCGUGGUGUUGGUUGUGAGACAACGAUCACAGCGCGCGGUCUCCAAACUGACACAGUAUGACGAGCACAGUUUGUAGUGCAGCAAUAGAGAAAUCUAAGAUUUUAUGGGUGUUUUUCUUUUUUUUUUUUUUUUUUUCUCAUUGUGGAGUUCAUUUCAUUAGCAUAAACACGUUUUGAAACACCGUGUGUUUUGUUUCUAUUUGAAAGAAAAUGCUUGAAUCUUUUUUUAAUAAAAGGUAGCAGAAAAUGUCAGCUACUUUAGGUUUUAGCUGCCAGUUUUCAUUUUUGUUUUUCUUUCCCCCCUCUUUAUGUAUAUAUAUUUUUUAGAAGUUGCUGUAAACUCAAAGCUUUAUUUUUUAUCUACUUGUGCUAUCCUAUUUUUUUUCUUUUUAAGAAACCUGCCUCAGUUAGGUGUAGAUGUGAAUUAUUGAUUUGCACAUGAAUGCAUGUACUGUAAACUCCUAAAGGUGACCGGUUUGUUUUUGCUUGACAUUUUACUGUCACUCUGCAUGUGAGUUUGAAACAUAUAUUGAUCAGUUCAGCUGCAGAUAGAUUUUUUUUUUUUCUACAAAUAUUUUUAGGCGUCUGGGUUACUUUUUUCAUUUUCUUUUAACUUGAACCACCAGGUGUUUAAGCUAUACUUCAUCACAUGUGCCCAGUGUUCAAAUUUAAACAGACGUAUGUAUCCUAAGGGAACUGGUCAUUCAUCGGUCCAUAAGUUCAUGAUCCCUGGAAGAGGGACUAGAGAAAAAAAUUAAUCUGCUGAUUAUUAUUUUCUAAAUAGCCAUUUUUUUGUGUCUGCAGUGUGUUGACAGUAUUUUAAAUUUUAUUUUCACUCCAGUGUUUUUUUUUUUCUUGCACCAAAGUAUGUCAGUUUGUUUGUAGGUAAUAAAGUGAUCUGCCAGUUUUUAUGCA